Messenger RNA from Dermatophagoides pteronyssinus (European house dust mite), 2513 nucleotides. RefSeq lists its product as uncharacterized. Gene Ontology annotation, cellular component: membrane. Lineage: Eukaryota; Metazoa; Arthropoda; Arachnida; Sarcoptiformes; Pyroglyphidae. The record is from RefSeq and is a predicted model, not a curated record.
AACAAAAUCAUUCGUAUGAUUGAAUGGUGAACUGAAUUACAUUUCAUUUCGGAGAUUUUCAAUAAUUUUUUUUUCGUACAAAACGCAUUCACCAUGAUAUUCGCAAAGAAUUUUUUCAUUAAAUUCAUUUUGUUGAUUGGAUUUUUUUCUUUACCGCAUCAAUGUCAAUUCAAUAUUCCAAGCGAUAACGACGAUCAAAAAUUAUUGCAAUCGAAUCGCAAUGUUUCGACGACAGCGUCGAUGUUUACCAAUUAUUGGAAACCAAUAUCGACAACGACAACAACAAUAACGCCGAGCACCACUCCAACUUUGAGUUCAUCAGCGAUUUUUCGCAGUUCGAUACUAUCGAUGACAACAUCAACAACACCAUCGCCAUUUUCCUCAUCAUCAUUAUCGACGACAACAUUUUUGACAUCUCCACAUCAUGAUGAUACAUUUAGCAGAUUGAUUGAACAAUCAAUUGCCAAAACAUAUCGAUCAUUUGAAAAAAGAUAUCGAAAUUGUCCAUCACUACGAAAUUCAUUGAAAAAUGGUUAUGUAAAAUUACGGUCAUAUCCGAACCGUGUAGCCAGGUUUACCUGUAAUAAAGGAUUCGAUUUGAUUGGUAAUCGUUAUUCAACUUGUAGCCGUAAUCGUUGGACACAUGAUUUACCUGUUUGUGUUUCAACAAAUUGUCCAAAUAAAUUAAAUGUCCAACCACCAUUAUCAUUACGGAAAAUAUCGAAUCAUUCAAGUGUUGUUGAUCUUCAUUGUCAACUUGGUUAUCGUUUACAAUUAACUAAUAAAAAAAUUAAUGGAAAGAAAAUUAAUUUUUUCGAUUCAAUUGAUCAUGGUAGUAGUUCUUCUUUAUCGUAUCCAACAUUAUCAUCAUCAUCGAUACGAGCUUAUUGUAUUGGUAAACAAUGGUUUAUUGAUGAUCCAGAUCAACCGGAUCAUUCUUUCACUACAACAAUGAUACCAUUAGAUCAGUGGCCAACAUGUGAAAUUUAUGAAAAACCUAUGGAAAAAUCAAUGAAUUGUACAUUUGAAAAUCAAUAUGGAUCGAUUUGUGGAUGGAUGCAAGAUAAUGAAGAUGAUUUUGAUUGGACAAGGAAUUUUCUUCAAACACCAUCACAUUAUGAUGAAACUGGUCCUUCAUUUGAUCAUACAUUCGGUGAAAAUGGUACCGGAAACUAUCUUUACUUGGAAAGUUCAUAUCCACGCUCACCAAAUGAAGUGGCAAGACUUUAUUCGCCUGUAUUUCAACAUGUUGAAAAUAGCAGUGUUGCCUGUUUUCAAUUUUAUUAUCAUAUGUAUGGUAAAGCUUGUGGAACAUUACGUAUGUUUGUGAAGGAAAAAAAUCAACAACUUUCCCAAUUGGAACCUGUUUGGGAAAUGUCCGGUGAUCAAGGUGAUCAAUGGCUAGCCGGACAAAUUGAAAUUCAACCGGCAAAUUCAUCAAUGUUGCUACAACCAUUUCAAAUUAUUAUCGAAGGCAUUCUUGGUAAUGGACAUCAAGGUGAUAUUGCUAUCGAUGAUUUGCAAUUAACAUUGGCUAAAUCAUGUUCAUCGUUAACCAAUUCAACUUUGGAUGUUGAUAUUAUCAAUGAACCAUCAUCCAUCGCUGAUCUUGAUCCAACUGAUUCACCACCUUUGAAUUCAAUUAACUCAUCAUCAUCAACAUCAAAAUUACCCGAACCAUCAAAAUGGUAUGGUUAUCCAAUUAUCGAUGAUAAUAAUGGCGACGAUGAUGACAUUACGGAUUCUCAACCACAAUCCAAUGAUCAAUCAUUACAUAAUGAAAUUAUUCGUUCAAUUGUACAUCUGAAACCAAUCAUGACGACAACAACAACAACAAUGGCAACGACGACCAAAUCGACAUCAACGACAAUGACUAAACCAUCAUCAACAACAACCACCAUUCUUCAAACAAUGCCAACAACAUCGACAACGACUAUUUCGACAAAUACUGAUCUAAAAUCACCAUCAUCAUCAUCAAUAUCGACUACGUUGAAAUCGGUGGUCACCACCGAAUCAUCGUCGGCAUCAAAUGAAUCAUCGAUAGAGGCAAAAGCCAGGAUCAAUAUGGAAGAUGAUAAUAAAAAACAUCGUUUCGGUGCACAUUGGUCAUUGAUUUGGAUUAGCAUUAUUGGUUUGCUGUUGUUGAUAAUGGCAAUAGUUUAUAUUGGAUAUAUGAAUCUACCAUUGAAAUCAUCAUCAUCAACUUAUAGAUUUGCAGCCAUAUUUAUAAAUCGUUGUAAAUUGUUUCAAUCAACGCAUAAUAAUGAUAAUGGAAAUAGCAACAACAAUCAUUAUCAAAUGAAUGAUGAUUCGGAAUUAUUAAUGGUGAAUGAUAAUGAUAAUAAUCAACAACAAUUUAAUCAUCUGAAUCAUUCAUUUGAUGAUAAUCACUGUGUUUAUUUGCAACCAACAUCAUAUUGAUCUAUUUUUUGUUUGUUUUUUUAAUUAUUAUUUGUUCAAAUCUAAUAUAAAGAUAAGAAAGAAUUAUUCAAUUAAAUUCACCAAUUCCCAUC